Messenger RNA from Carcharodon carcharias (great white shark), 1185 nucleotides. It is a transcript of the gene vsx2, whose product is annotated as visual system homeobox 2. NCBI's taxonomy places the organism in Eukaryota, Metazoa, Chordata, Chondrichthyes, Lamniformes, Lamnidae. Gene Ontology annotation, biological process: regulation of transcription by RNA polymerase II. Gene Ontology annotation, molecular function: sequence-specific double-stranded DNA binding; DNA-binding transcription factor activity, RNA polymerase II-specific. The record is from RefSeq and is a predicted model, not a curated record. The transcript is spliced from 5 exons. Gene Ontology annotation, cellular component: nucleus. The coding region runs from base 1 to 1185 and encodes 394 amino acids.
AUGACGGGGAAAGAGGAAAUGAUUUCAGCGAAUUUUAGCAAGUCCAAAACUAUUUCGAUUUCCCAGAAUCUGAUAGGUAACGAGCGGUCAAAAGGCAUUUCUGGCUCCGGGAAUACGUCGAGGUGCACGGGUUUUGGGAUUCAGGAAAUUCUUGGACUGAAUAAAGACCCGCCCGCGCCGACGCGGAUGAUCUCCGAUUCCCUGCCGGCCACGGCUCACCUGGUGGCGGCAAGGACGGUGUUGACACCCGCUGGGGUGGGGCUGGUCGGAGCCGCCGGCCUGCCGGCCUUUUACGGGCAAUCUACCUUCCUGGACGUGUUGUCGGAGCACCCGGGGGUCCACGCAGCUCCUCCCGCUCACCUGCAACCCCUACGCCGAGGCGCAAUCCACCUGGAGACCAGUCAGGAAGUCAGUUCAGAUUCUGAAGACAUUUCAUCAAGUGACAGGAAACUUUCCAAAUCCAAUCUGAGCCAAACGAAAAAGAGAAAGAAAAGGCGCCACAGGACUAUUUUCACUUCUUAUCAGUUGGAGGAGCUGGAAAAGGCAUUUAACGAAGCUCACUAUCCAGAUGUCUACGCACGGGAAAUGCUGGCCAUGAAAACAGAGUUACCAGAGGACAGGAUUCAGGUGUGGUUCCAGAAUCGUAGAGCCAAAUGGAGGAAGCGUGAGAAAUGCUGGGGCCGCAGCAGUGUCAUGGCUGAAUACGGGCUGUACGGAGCGAUGGUGCGGCACUCCAUCCCACUGCCGGAAUCCAUCCUGAAGUCAGCAAAGGAUGGGAUCAUGGAAUCCUGCGCCCCGUGGCUUCUCGUUCAAGAUGGCUUACCAAUGACCAGACGAUUUUCUAAAACCGAGUACCAACAAUUCUUUCUAGGAAUGCACAAAAAGUCCCUCGAGGCAUCUGAGGUGGUGAGGAAAGUGGAAGCUGAGCACAGCAGUCAGCCCAGCCAGGAGGACAAAGAGCGAGAAGUCAAGAACAAGGAUUCCAAGACGGCCAUUUCUAAAGAGGAACUGCGGGAGAGCAGCAUAGCCGCCCUCAGGGCGAAAGCACAGGAGCACAGUGCCAAAGUGUUAGGAACGGUGUCCAGUGACGGUCAAGGCAAGAUGGCGGAAGAGGACAGGCCCGAAGAGAUGAAGAGCGAGCACUCAAAAGCAAUGCAAGAAGAGAUGUCGACUGAAAAGUUCUAA